Salvia splendens (bonfire salvia) is the source of this 800-nucleotide messenger RNA. RefSeq lists its product as uncharacterized. Gene Ontology annotation, molecular function: nucleic acid binding; endonuclease activity; zinc ion binding. NCBI's taxonomy places the organism in Eukaryota, Viridiplantae, Streptophyta, Magnoliopsida, Lamiales, Lamiaceae. The transcript is spliced from 4 exons. Bases 68 to 571 code for a protein of 167 amino acids. The record is from RefSeq and is a predicted model, not a curated record.
UUUAUUUUUAAAAGUAAUUGAUUAGUUUUAUCUUGUUUUAUUUGUUCACAUUUCAUCCUCCCAAAAAAUGAACCCAAAUUCCACCACCGCCGGAAAUCGCCGCAAGGCCAAGAAAUCCACUCCCUUCCCCUCCACGCGGUGGCUCCGGUCCACCAGCCCAAGCCGGCGGGUUUGCCCUCCACCCUUCGCAUCCGCAAUCGGCGACGGCGGCCUCUUUGUCGAAGAGCUCUCGCAAUUUGAGGCUCUUCGAAUUUCGCCGGAGAGCCCGAACCCUAGGAGCUCCCCGCACAAUGUGAAGCAGCAAUGUUGGGAGAAGGCGGAGAAAAUCAAGGGCCGCGAUCCGGAUAGGUGGCGGCGAGACUCCUUGGGCAACACUGUGUUCCGGAAACUCGCCGGCUGCCCAGGCUGCCUCUGCCAUGAUUACGAUCACAUUGUUCCUUACUCUAAGGGUGGAAAAAGCACCUUAGAAAAUUGCCAAGUUUUGCAGGCAACUGUCAACCGAUCCAAGGGAAACCGGACUGAGAUCUCCAAAAACGAGCUUAUUCAGAGAAGUGCCACUUGCCGGGUCUAAGGUCGCGAAAUGGACUUUCUUGAGCUGUCGUCCUAUGGUAAUGUUCGUCGUGGCCAAGAUUCCGGGGGAUGUAAGAUUCAAUGAUGAGAUUAGGAUGCUGCUAAGGAAUUUCUCAUAUAGAUGGGGAAACUAACUGUAUUAGUUGCUCGAACUGUAUAUUCAUCCAAUUUAUACUGCUAAAUAUUGGAACGAAGUUUGAUUUUUAGUUAUAAAAUUCUUAUACGUGCAA